Carica papaya (papaya) is the source of this 1384-nucleotide messenger RNA. The record is from RefSeq and is a predicted model, not a curated record. NCBI's taxonomy places the organism in Eukaryota, Viridiplantae, Streptophyta, Magnoliopsida, Brassicales, Caricaceae.
UGGAUGGUCCUCAUGGAUAGACCUCCUCAAAGGGUUCGAUUCCAAAGCCAGAAAAUUGUUGAUUACUAUGUGCAGACUUUAGAGAGAGUAUUGGGCGAAGUGGUGAAAAUGGAUGCUCAAAUGUGUAUAUAUAAUGUUUCUGGCGAUGGCCAUUUGGGGUUUUGCUGUGACCUUGACGAAGAAGCAUCCCGUGAACUUGCUCGUUUACCUGGAGUUUUACUAGUUAGACAAGAUCUGGAUUAUAAUUCUGAAGAAAAAGAUUAUAGCCUUCCAAAUGUUCAAUCAAGUAAUCUAUCAAAUCCACUUGUUGGUAAUGUUCCAUUAUUUCCAUCCCGAAGAACAAAGCAUUGGCUUGUUCGAAUUGACAAGCCAGGAGUGGGGGUUGUUACAAAGGCACAGAUGGUUGAUUAUUACACUCAAAUCCUAACCAAGGUUUUGGGGAAUGAGAAGGAUGCACAAAUGUGCAUAUACCAUGUUUCUUGGCAAUCCAAUUUCAGGUUCUGUUGUGAAAUUGAUGACGAAUGUGCAAAAGAGCUAGCUGGUGUGCCUGGUGUUUUAGCUGUUGAGUCAGAUAAAAGUUUCGACUCAGAAAAUAAAGAUUAUGGUGGGAACAAUCUGCAGAAUUCGACAAUCCUGCCUGACUCUACAGAAGCAACUAAAACAACCCCAAUCAAGAGUAAAAAGCUCUUUGUAACUGGCUUAUCAUUUUAUACAUCUGAGAAAACAUUACGAGCAGCUUUUGAAGGGUUUGGUGAGCUUGUUGAAGUAAAAAUUAUCAUGGACAAAAUUUCAAAGAGAUCGAAAGGUUAUGCAUUUAUAGAGUACACUACAGAGGAGGCUGCUAGUGCGGCACUCAAAGAGAUGAAUGGAAAGAUUAUUAAUGGCUGGAUGAUAGUUGUUGAUGUUGCCAAGAGCAAACCAAGAUACAGCAGGAGCUGACCCAUGUCAGAAAGCUGAAGGAGAACAAAGAAAGUGAGAAUGCAUCUAGCAGGCUGCCUUAUUGCACCCAGAGAUACCUCGCAAAAUAGGAAGCUUACCAGAAGUACCUAUUUGUCAAAAGACUACAUAUAAUCAGAUAUUGAUACCCAAUUAAAAUUCACAUUCCGUGUAUGAUUUAUACUAGGUCAAAGGAGCUUUAGGAUUUGGUCCUCAAAUCCAUCUUCAUGCCUUGCUGCCUAAGGGAAGAUUCUGUUCGAACUUUGAAGAGAUUCCAUGAAGAACAGAACUUUGAAAUCCAAACAGCAGAGUGAAAAUCCCUUACCAAUGUUGUGUAACGGAAGAGAUGUAAUCUAGUUGAACCGAAAAUUGUUCACCCAUCACUAAUGAGCUUUAUUGAGCUUUUAUAUGUUUAUGCUUAAUAGCUUAUUGCAGUAGUUUUGAGUCA